Messenger RNA from Ctenopharyngodon idella (grass carp), 3359 nucleotides. It is a transcript of the gene gpr137bb, whose product is annotated as G protein-coupled receptor 137Bb. Lineage: Eukaryota; Metazoa; Chordata; Actinopteri; Cypriniformes; Xenocyprididae. The coding region runs from base 258 to 1388 and encodes 376 amino acids. Gene Ontology annotation, biological process: negative regulation of osteoclast differentiation; regulation of autophagy; positive regulation of TORC1 signaling. The record is from RefSeq and is a predicted model, not a curated record. The transcript has 8 exons. Gene Ontology annotation, cellular component: lysosomal membrane.
UGCCGGUGAUGAACUCCAGAGGUGCGGAGAGGAGUUCAUAUGGAGGGCGGGUUCAUGGAGGAGGUGGAGGAAUCAUUUACAUUACUGGGAGAUUUGACCCCCCCUGAGGACGGCAAACAAAAGAGCCAAUCAGAUUCCCCGCAUCCCGGUCACAUGCUCCGUCUCUUCUGCAGGCUCUCCUCACGACUGCAGCCGCUGAUUCCCCGAGGCUGGAUGGAGACAGAAGGACGGAGCCGCUGACAGCAGGAUCAUCCGCGAUGGAGCGUCAGCAGGGAGCGAACGCCUCUCUGUCUCCUCCGACUCUCAGCCCCGCCAUCCCUCCCUACGUCAAGCUGGGCCUGACGCUCGCCUACACCGUCUUCUACUCCGUCCUGUUCGCCUUCAUCUACGCUCAGCUGUGGCUGGUGCUGCGCUACCGGCACAAGCGCUUCAGCUACCAGACGGCGUUCCUGUUCCUGUGUCUGCUGUGGGCGGCUCUGCGCGCGCUGCUCUUCUCCUUCUACUUCAGGGACUGCGUGACGGCCAACGCGCUCGGACCCUUCUGCUUCUGGCUGCUCUACUGCUUCCCCGUCUGCCUGCAGUUCUUCACGCUCAGCCUGAUGAACCUGUACUGCGCUCAGGUUUUCUUCAAGGCGAAGUCGAAGUUCUCUCCUCACCUGCUGAAAUAUAAGUUUCCUCUGUAUCUGCUGUUCGUCGGCGUGAGUCUGCUGUUCCUGCUGGUCAACCUGACUUGUGCGCUGCUGGUGAAGAUGACCGACGCGCAGGUCAAGACCAUCGUCCUAGUGCGCGUCACCAUCAACGACUCGCUCUUCGUCCUCUGCGCCGUCUCGCUGGCUGUCUGCCUCUACAAGGUGGCCAAGAUGUCCCUGGCCAGCAUCUACCUGGAGUCCAAGGGCACGUCGGUGUGUCAGGUGACCCUGAUCGGCCUCACGGUGAUCUUCCUGUACGCGUCGCGGGCCUGUUAUAAUCUGGUGGUUCUGGCUCUCACUGACAUCCAGACCAUAAACUCCUUCGACUACGACUGGUACAACGUGUCGGAUCAGGCGGACCUGCGCUCCAGUCUGGGCGACGCCGGGUACGUGGUGUUCGGAGUGAUUCUGUUCGUCUGGGAGCUGCUGCCCACGUCUCUGGUGGUGUUCUUCUUCCGGGUGCGCAGACCGGCGCAGGAGCGGAUCGGCUCUGCCAUUCCCAGCCACGUCUUCUCAAACAGGCCGUACUUCUUCGACAAUCCCAGACGCUACGACAGCGACGAUGAUUUAGCCUGGCCGUCCCACCCGGUGACCAGCUCAACCAGUUUAUCGACGGACUGGAGCAGCAGCAGCUUCCUGGUCCAUCUGGGAGGAGACGAUCAGCGGUCGCCCUUGGCAACAGCAGCACUAAACCGUUAACGUUUCCACUGAUGCUACAGCUCUGUAAAUCUGAAACGCACCGCACUUUAACCCGCCGACACCACACACACACACACACACGCACGAGCCGCUGGAAGCUCAAUACGUCAUAGAGACGACGCAUUGUAAGUGUGAUUCACCAUGGCAACCAACUCCAGAGCAAUGUGCAUCGUCAUGGCAACCACGGUCAGAGUAACGAAGGCUCUAAACGAGGCUGUGUUCAGAAUGCAGUACAACACACUGCGCACUAGCUCUCAGCAUGUGGAGAGCACAGAUAAAUGCUUCCUGAAGAGCCGACACACAUCCUCCACAGGCUCUGAGGCCGUUUACUCCUGGCAUUAAGAUGCGUUUGCUCGAUCGGAUCACAGGUGGACGAGGGAGACACAUUCCCGUUUACACCUGGUGUUUUAAUCCGUCUCUUUUGUCCUCUUUCAACCACUUCUGUCCUGAUUUCUCAGAGGGGAGGGUCUAUUUGCGGGUAAAUGUGUGGGUUUUUUCGAUCUAAUGGAUGAAAUAAGCUCACGCAAUUUACAUAUGAACGCGACCGGAGACGACGGAAAAACAUUCGGAGAACAUCAGCUUUUAAUUAGUCGUAAGACCGGCUGUGAGUGUGUGUUAGAAAACAGGAACAGUGAGAGAACAUUGUGCUUGGUACGUUUUCAUCUUCAAACCAAACUUGGGUCUACAGCUGACAAAGAUUAAAUCCUGCCUGGCUAGAAUGCUUUCCAAACUGUUCACGCGUUAGGUCAGUAGGUGGAGAGUAGACGGUCUUUAAACACAUUCAAACACAUGAUCGUUUACACUAUGAAAGCAAUCUGGCCCAAUGCGUUUUCAACUACCUCUGGAAGUGGUCGAAAGUGGACAAACUCUAAAGGUUUAGACUCAGUUUACACCUGUGUUUAGUGUCGACUUAAGAGCUCUACAUGAUCCCAGACGAGGAAUAAGAGUCUUAUCUAGAGAAACCAUCGGACAUUUUCUAAAACAAAUAAAACAUUAUAUACUUUUUAACCACAAAUGCUCUGUGAUGCUCCACGCAUUACAUAAUCAUGUUGGAAAGGUCACGUGACGUAGGCGGAAGUACUGCGGUAGGGCGAAAAACUCAUUUUCUCCUCCAACUUCAAAAUCGCCUGACAUUGUUGUUUUACCUUUUUUUGUAAAGGCCGUUUGGUCUUUGCACGUUCGCUCACUCAGUAUUUCCGCCUACGUCACGCGUGACCUCUCCAACAUGAUUACGUAAUGCGUGGCGGUUGAUGGUUGUGUGGAGUGUGAGACAGUCUUGGUCAAAAUGACAACAGAACUCAUUCAGAUCAUCAGCCAGUUGUUGAUUCCCAGCAGACUGAGGUGACGAUGGUGAUGUGUUUGAGGUCUUUCCGCACUGAAGCAGGAUCGUUGGAUUACAACUGUUUUUUCAGCUUUUCAGAGCAGCUUCUCGUCUCUUUCGUCAGUGUGUGUUUGGCCCGUUUCCUCACUUCUGUAGGCAUCUUCUUUGGCUUGACGAAGCUGUGAGUUUUGCAGUGAACUGUGGUUUAUCGUUAUAUGUUAAGUAAGUCCUGACAGUAACGCACAUGUCCUCACAGAAGCUGAUGUAGGAUGUCACAAUAUCAGCGGCUGCGGCUUCAAAAACACACACUGAAAACACAGUAAGAGUGUGUUAAUACACACAUUCUGAACACGGCCUGUGCUGCUUGACGGUGUUUAUUCACACAUCACACCACAACACCAUCACUUUACUUUGUGAUGCCGAUAGAUUAAUUACGAUCAGGCUGAAUAACGUGUGUAAGGCAUGAAUUCAUGUUACUUUAUCUGUUGAAAACAGUAGAGAUUGAAGCACUUAAAUUGACACCGAUGUCUUAUGAUGAUAAACACUAUAUAUUUCACUGGUCAUGUGGAAAAUGUGAUUCUCAUUUGUUGAUUUGUAAUAAGGAUGUUUCGUCACCAUCCACAAAAAAUAAAUUUGCUGUUGAAAUAAGA